This is a messenger RNA of Boleophthalmus pectinirostris (great blue-spotted mudskipper), 1501 nucleotides long. RefSeq names its product V-set and transmembrane domain containing 4a (gene vstm4a). The coding region runs from base 109 to 1170 and encodes 353 amino acids. Lineage: Eukaryota; Metazoa; Chordata; Actinopteri; Gobiiformes; Gobiidae. The transcript has 8 exons. The record is from RefSeq and is a predicted model, not a curated record.
GGAGAGGAGUUAAUGCUGGGUACGGCUCUGGCAGGUCCUGCAGCCAGCCGCACUUUUCAAUGUAGCUCCCGGAGUAACAGCUGUUUAUGGAUUCACUGACUGUGGAAAAUGUACCUCUCUAUAGUGGCCUUUGUCCUAACUAAAGCUCUGCUCUCAGCAGAGGUUUGCCAUGCUUUAAACGUGACAGUGACACCGGGCCCUGUCAUCAUGGUAACGGAGAGGGACAAUUUGACCCUGUCCUGCCUGGUUUCCCAACGCAAGAGGAGCAACAGUGUCCUUAUCCUGCGCUGGUUCUACUCCCCUCCUGUGUCCCCCACAACAAUCCCCCAGGACUCAUCUCUUCAUCCUUCUACACAAGAACCAAAUCAGUUUCUCAUCGCUAAACUGGGAAUCAAGAAAAUUAAGCUCUAUGGGAACUACACACGACGUUUCCCUCGGCCCAAGUUUCGCCUGUUUGAGGAGCAGGAGGGAGAGUUAUUCCGGUUGUGGAUUUUGAAUGUGUCUGGGAUGGACCAGGGAAUGUACAGCUGCAAGGUUCAGGAGAUACGUAAACUCAGGAACACAUGGAGGUCCUCUUCAAAUGGUACAGGCAGCACGCAGCUAAUGGUGCACGUUACUCACGAGGACAGCAGAGGGGAAGGACUGGGACAGUGGUCUGCAGAUGUGUACCUGAGUGCGGUGCUGAUCUGCUGUCUGGGCCUGCUGUCCAUCUUCCUCUUCACUUUGGUCCUCUCCUGCCAGUAUUUUUAUAGAAGACAUAGACUCAAAACCAGUUAUCUUCUAGUCAAGUGUCCAGAAAGCAGCUCAGGCGAAACUGUGACCAGCUCCAGUAGCUCCUCGAGCUCUUCUCCAAAAGCUCUGAGAAAAGACACAAGACCCACAAUACCUGCCAGAACAAUAACACCACCCACACUACCCCGGGAGCCCCCACCGCAGACACCAACCAAGGUCCCUGUUGCUGCAAAGAGACCCCAAAAGCCCAAAAGAUCCAAGCUGCUACAACAAAGAGCAGCUAAUACGCGGGGCUUGCAGGAAGACAGUUUGACUUAUGCAGAGCUAGAGCUGGUCCGGCCAAGACCCCACCCUUCGGCCCUGUCAAGUCCAGACCCUGCACCCUCUGAUUCGGACACUGUUUAUGCUCAGAUCCUCUUCCAGGAAAAACAGCUGUAAACUCUGCAGCUAAAGGAUACAAUUUGUCAAGCCAAACUAAUCUUCGAAAAUAUUUAUAGACAAUUAUCUUGACAUUAAACAGUCAUCUUGUAUGGCAUUAGUGGAUGGGUUUUGUGCCUGAACUCUAACAUUGUGCUUUGGCUUGGCUGGUCUGUUCACCAGAUGUGUUGGUAUGUAUGAAUGCCAUAUUAUUCUUGUUUAAACUCAGGAGAUGAUGUAGAAAAAAACCUUGGCCAGGCUGUUUUAUUGUCGCCUUUGAGGGAUCUGUAAAUUCUGCUUUUCAUUUUCAUUUAUAAACAUCAUAAUUAAUGUAUAUGGUCAAUAAAUAUGU